AUCCAAGAAACGAAGGUUAAAAGCAACAAGAGAAUGAGGUGGAGGCAGUGAAAUGGCGGAGCGAAACCCUCGCGAUACCCCGGCCGGGACUGCGGCCGCGACCGCGAGGGCGGAGGCGAACGUAUUCUCGUCCGAACCGAGAUCGUUCAAGAUGGAUCGUAGGUCUCCGGAGGCGUCCGCGCUCCGGGACGCCGUGUCCAGGAAGCUCCUCGAGUUCCUCGGUAGCUACUCCGAUGAUGUCCUCACGGAGUACAUCAUAGUUCUUGUUUGCAAUGGGAAACAUCAGAAUCAAGCACGAGAUGACCUGGAGGCAUUUCUUGGCAAUGAGAGUGAAAAGUUUGUAGCAUGGCUUUGGGAUUAUCUAUCUGAUCAAAUAAAUGUUUCAAAGCCGCAACUCGACUCUUUGGACAUAAAAACCAAGUCUAUGGGCAGUAUUUGUGAUCCAUCAAGCUACAACAGAAACUUCAGUUCCACAAACGAAAUUGAAGAUUCAGAGAGGUGUAAAGAUUGGUGUCCCAGUUAUAGCCCUUCUGUUGAUGUGCAUACAGAUGUACCACAGGAACAAGCAUGUGCAGCUUAUGACAAGGUGGGUUUAACCAACAAAAAUCAAAGUGGAUUGAAAUUAUAUAUGAAAGCUAGCUUGAUGUUCUCUCCUAAAACAUUUUCUGGUGGUGAGCAACGCAUACAAGGUGAAAGUCAGCAGCAGAAGAUAGCUGAAAGCAAUUCAAGUGCAUUGCCUUGUCAACCUUUGCAUGUGCCAGAGACAGAACAAGUUGCGAAGAAUUCACAACCAAUUAUUAGGGAGGAUAUUAAACCUAAAUAUCUAUCCAUUAGAAGUGAUGUUCAAAGGAGGUUUUCUGCAAAUAAUGUGGUCGUUGAAGAGGCUCAAAUUGCUCGGCCUCGUGGUAACGUUUGGGAUAGGCUAGGCAAACCAUGCAAAGACGAUGAGUCUAUAUUGGGAGUGGAAAAACAUCAUAUCGUCAAAAGAGAAAAAAUAAACAAUAAUGUAGAAGAACUUCAAGAUCCAAGGCCAAUGUUGGUUAAGCCAUAUACAAGACUAAUCAGUGACGAGACCGAAAAGGUUGCUGUACUUGAUAAAGGUCAUGGAAAAAUAAUAUCCAACAAUCAUCCAGGGGGAUAUGAUAUAAAGGAGCAUGCUACCCAGGGCUCACUUGAUCAAUUGGUUAGAUCAAAAAGGAAGAGACAUUAUAAUGGUACUACUUGUGGCAACACUUCAGCAUCUCUUUCUGGCAGCGAGGAAAAUUUUCUGCAAGAUAAAGACACAUUUCACAGGACAAAAGGGUCCUUGUCUGUUAAACAUCAAUGUUUGCCUAGGUCAAAUGAGUUAGCAACUAAUGCAAAAAGGACUACCGGAAUGUUUCCAGAACCGGAACUCUCUUCAUUGAGAUCUUUGAGUGAGCAUAAAGCACCUGCUGAUAAAGUAGUUCAAUCUCUGUUGAAGGAGAACACUUCAUCAACAACUGCAAUGCAGAAUGCAGUUCCAAGUGGUAGUUCAGCAUUAUAUAAAUCCAAGUCCAUUAAAUAUGCAAGUGAAAACAGUGGAACUAGGCCCGUGCAAAAUGAAAUGCUUGAUUUAAAAUUAAAACUACAUCAAGUAGAGAAGGAUAUGCAUAUGCUCCGUUCAAAGCAGGCAAAUUUGAAUAACUCAAAACCUGUCCCACCAUCAGGUCUGCAGAACAGCUUGAAGGAAGAUGCUGAAUCAAGGACCGUUUUUGUCACAAAUGUACAUUUUGCGGCAUCAAGAGAAGCAUUAUUAUCACAUUUUAUGAAGUGUGGAUCAAUUGCUAAAGUGACUAUGCUAACUGACACGACAACUGGUCAACCAAAAGGGGAAGCAUAUAUCGUCUUUGCCAACAAAUGGUCAGUUGAUAAGGCAAUAUCAUUGAGUGGGACCUCAUUCUUUUCUCGGACAUUGACGGUAAUGCCAAAGGCAGAUAUGUCUCCAGGAUCCUUGACACAGACUCCGCCCUCUAUGAAGCUUCCACAGCCACGGUAUCCUGAAUUGUACAAGAAGGUUCCUGUCCAAAGACAUUACACGAAAUCUCACCUCCAGUGGCGACGAGAUGAGUCAGCAAGCGACACCUCUGUUCCCGUCCCUACAAACAAGAUGGAAUCCUCUAGUGCUGCAAAGUAGAUGGCUAUCAGCCUUGCAUGUGAUCCUAUGAUGAGUCAUUGCAUCUAUAUACCGAGAUCUGGAUUCCAACAGGAAAAGACGAGACUUGUGAGAAGAAGUAUGUUGUGUCGAGGACCUUCAGUAACUUCAUGGUCCAACAAUAUUAUGACGACAAACGCAUGGCUGAGCAUUUGGAACCUCACACUACGCUGCCACGGAGCAGCUUAUAAGUGAAACUUCUCAUUGCAGCUACAUGUACCAUGAUCAUCUUGCUUCUCACUUUCAGUACGAAUGCAAUCUCAUCCA
Molecule: messenger RNA, 2440 nt
Organism: Musa acuminata subsp. malaccensis (wild Malaysian banana)
Lineage: Eukaryota; Viridiplantae; Streptophyta; Magnoliopsida; Zingiberales; Musaceae
Product: multiple RNA-binding domain-containing protein 1
Biological process (GO): mRNA processing; regulation of mRNA stability
Cellular component (GO): nucleus; cytoplasm
Molecular function (GO): poly(A) binding
Source: RefSeq, a predicted model, not a curated record